CACUUCCCUCAGUCUCUCUGAAACUCUUGACCUCCCAAAAAUCCAGAUCAAUCGGAAUGACCACGCAGACGACGACAUGGCCAUCUCGAUCCAACGCCUCUCGUUUCACCUCCCUCCCGCCACCCAAAACCGACGCCGGACGAACCCGCCACCACCCCCAGAGCUUCCGGAAGCACGGCACCCUCUCCUCCUCCUCCACCACCUCGCGCGACUUCUCCGACCUCCCGCCGGAGAUCGUCACCAAAAUCGGGUCGUCGCUCAGCUACCAGAGCCUCAAAGCGGCGUCGCUUGUCUGCAAGCCGUGGUGCGAGGCGCUCCGGCCGGCGAGGGAGGCCAUGAAGUACUUGAAUUGGGGGAAGCAGUUCAAGCACGGCCGCGGCGGCUUCACGGCGGACGCCGGCAAUGCUCUCAAGAUGUUCUUGAAGGCUGCGGAGCUCGGCUCGACCAAGGGGAUGGUCGACGCCGGGCUGGUUUUUUGGGAGAAGGGCGAUAGGGACAAGGCGUUUGAGCUGUACCGGAAAGCUGCCGAGGCCGGUGACCGGAAUGCGCAGUGCAAUUUGGGGAUUUGGUACUUGCAAGUUAAACCUCCAAAUCCAAAGGAAGCAGUAAAAUGGUUGUAUCUUGCUUCUAUUCAAGGCAAUGUCCGAGCUCAAUACCAACUUGCGAUUUGUCUGUAUCAGGGUAGUGGGGCAGAACGUAAUUUGAAACAAGCGGCCAGGUGGUAUUUGAAAGCUGCUGAACAUGGAUAUGUGCGUGCUAUGUAUAAUGUAUCACUGUGCUACAGGCAUGGGGAAGGGUUAGUGCAGAGUCAUAGCAGAGCAAGAAAGUGGAUGAAGUGGGCAGCUGAUUGUGGCCAUAGUAAAGCUCAAUACGAGCAUGGACUCACUCUUUUCUCGGAGGGUGAAAAGAUUACAGCUUUAGUGUACUUGGAACUUGCCGACCGAGCUGGCGUUAGAGAAGGAAGACAUCUCAGGGAUGCAAUUCGCGAGCAGCUUUCACCAACCUCACGUUUUAGUUUCAUGCUUAAACUGGAGAAUUGGCGUGCUUUACCUUCAGCUUCUUGAUAAAUACUACGUAUGGAUUGUAAUACAUAUCCCUUCAACUCCCUGCCGCAUUGAGGCUUAGAUGUCCUUGAUACAGUGGUUUUAGGUUUGUUUAUAUAGGAAAUGGAGAACUGUUGUCAAUUGUAUACUGACACUCUUGCACCACUUUUGCUGAUUAGUGGGAGUACUUUUGUAGUUGUUAUGUAGCUUUUAGUUUACCCGUUGGUUUAGCGCACUGGAACGGCUUUUGAAAUGAUGCCAUUUUGGGAAGAACUUUUAUCAGUAAUGAUCUCGAAGCCUAGAGGUUGGCUUGGAGUUAGUCAAGCGUAGAGAACGGCUUGCAUGUCAGCAUGUGUUCCAUCGUGAACGGAUUUCCAGGUUGAGAAUUGCUGGGUUUUCUGUUACUCUACUAAUGAAACUUUUGAUUCAAAGAUAUACAUGUGAAUAUUGAAAUCCUGUGAAUCAGUAUUUUUAUCAUAAUUUGUUCAUCACUUUUGAGA
This is a messenger RNA of Argentina anserina (silverweed cinquefoil), 1543 nucleotides long. Its product is annotated as F-box protein At1g70590. The transcript has 4 exons. Gene Ontology annotation, molecular function: protein binding. The coding region runs from base 57 to 1064 and encodes 335 amino acids. The record is from RefSeq and is a predicted model, not a curated record. Lineage: Eukaryota; Viridiplantae; Streptophyta; Magnoliopsida; Rosales; Rosaceae.